This is a messenger RNA of Maudiozyma barnettii, 1446 nucleotides long. RefSeq names its product Ran guanyl-nucleotide exchange factor (gene SRM1). Gene Ontology annotation, molecular function: guanyl-nucleotide exchange factor activity. The transcript has a single exon. The record is from RefSeq and is a predicted model, not a curated record. Bases 1 to 1446 code for a protein of 481 amino acids. Lineage: Eukaryota; Fungi; Ascomycota; Saccharomycetes; Saccharomycetales; Saccharomycetaceae. Gene Ontology annotation, cellular component: cytoplasm.
AUGAGUAAAAGAACACAUACAGGUGCAGAGGGCACAACUAAGAAGGUCUCCAAGACCCAUGCCGCUCAUAUUAUCAACGAACAAAAAGAUUAUUCUGCUAGAUAUAUUAGUGCAGAACCUCUCGACAUUUUUUGCUGGGGUACCGGUUCUAUGUGUGAACUAGGUUUAGGUCCAUUAUCCAAAAACAAGGAAGUUAAGAGACCAAGAUUGAAUCCCUUCUUAUCUAGAGAUGACGUUAAGAUUGUCUCUUUUGCUGUAGGUGGUAUGCAUACCAUUGCAUUGGACGCAAACAACACGAUCUGGUCAUGGGGUUGUAAUGAUGUUGGUGCUCUAGGCAGAGAUACCAGUGGUGCCAAGGAAAAAUUGAAAGAUAUGGAUGGCGAAGAUUCCAGUGAUGAUGACGAUGGUGAUUUGAAUGAAUUGGAGUCUACACCAAACAAGAUUGAUAUGAGUGUUUUCCCUGAAGGUGCCAAAGUGGUCCAGUUGGCAGCUUUAGAUAAUUUGAGUUGUGCCUUGUUAGAUAAUGGUGACGUAUUUGCAUGGGGUACAUUCCGUUGUAACGAAGGUAUCUUAGGUUUCUACCAAGACCAAAUUAAAGUACAAGCCACACCAUGGAAAGUACCAAGUUUCUCAAAGUUUAACAUUGUUCAAUUAGCUAGUGGUAAAGAUCAUAUUCUUUUCCUUGAUGAGGAAGGUGUUGUAUUCGCAUGGGGUAAUGGUCAACAAAACCAAUUGGGUCGUAAAAUCAUGGACCGAUUCCGUUUGAAAACUUUAGAUCCAAGACCAUUUGGUUUAAGACACGUCAAGUACAUUGCAAGUGGUGAAAAUCAUUGUUUUGCACUAACCGACAAGGGCAAAUUAGUCAGUUGGGGGUUAAACCAAUUCGGUCAAUGUGGUACUUCUACCACUGUUGAAGAUGGUUCUCUUGUCACCAAGCCAACUACAGUUAUCUUACCACCAGGUGUUGGUCAAGGUUCUCAAAAGAUUAGAUCCAUUAGUGCUGGUGAACAUCACAGUUUGCUUCUUUUAGAAGACGGAUCUUUAUUCAGUUGUGGUCGUUUAGAUAUGUGUGAAGUUGGUAUUGCACGUGACAACUUACCUGAGUCCACUUAUAAGGAUGAGCAUGAUAAAGCAAGAUCUGUUCCAAUUUUUACCAAGUUAGAGAACGUUCCGCUAUUUAAGGGUAUUUCUGCUGGGUCUCAUCAUAGUGUUGCUAUUUCACAAAAUGGUAUUGCUUAUAGUUGGGGAUUUGGUGAAACUUAUGCAGUCGGAUUAGGUCCAAAUGAUGAGGAUAUUGAAAUACCAACAAGAAUUAAGAAUACUGCCACCAAGGACCAUAGAAUUGUCUUUGUCGGUUGUGGUGGUCAAUUCAGUGUUAGUGGUGGGGUACCAUUAAGUUCCGUGGAAAAUGAAAAACGUUCCAAAGAGAUGGGUGAUGAGGAGUAA